UUUAGCAGUGCUUCCUGGCUGGAGCUCGUUUAGACCGGGGAUCUGCAAUUUACAGUAACGUUAUUUUAUUCCCAGCACAAGGACUUCUUUCAUAUGUUUUUCUGCGUCAUAACUUUUUAUGUCGUCUGACUUUUUCCGUGUUUUGAUGUUUAUAUGAGAUUAACAGGCCCAGCAUGGUUUUUCCAACAUAAAUCAACAGUUCCAACGUUUCAGUGCAGGCUGCUUUCUGUUUACAUAUACCGGGGAAUGAGAGGACCUUAUUUGUUUUGUUUUUAAAGCUUUAAGUAGAUUUUCUGGAAGUGGGUAUGGGCAAGUUUUUUGCUCCACAAAUGGGUCUUUCGGAGGUGAAUGCACACGAGCCGUGCCGCUUCAGAUGAAGUGAGAUGAAGUUUUUUGUUUGGAGAAUUUGCGACAUGGGCUGAGCUCCUGUGAUGAGUCUUUUCUCAUGAAAGCUGUUCAAUUAUCCGAGGAUGGACGACGGACAACGGACACGGAUGAAACUUGACUUAUCGGUUAGACUGUAAUAAAAUAUAUUUACUUUUACACGUGGAAAGCGCGCACGCACCGGCACGGGACAACACCGGAACUUUCGAGCGCACGAGUCUGCUGAACUUCCAAUCACUAAAUGUGAUAAUUGCACAGUGGAGUUUGGUUGUAGUGUUAUACCAUUUGCCGUGUAGAAGCAGGUCUAUUACGUAUCUGCUGGUUUUACAUGUAAUAACUUAAAUUAUUACUAAAGAAUAAUCGACAAUGCCUCUUUAUGUAUUUGGUGGUCAAAUAAGCAGACGUAUAUAUGAACACUUUUAUAAAAUUACCGUAGCAGAAUAAAAGUAAAAUCAGCAGAUGUGUUUUUUCUUUCCACAGAAAGUAGUUUUGACCACAAUAGUCCGUUAGAACUGGAUAUUUUUUGGCUUUUUAUUCCAGUCGUUUUGGAGGUUUGGUUUCAGUUUUAAACCACUUUACGCACAUAUUUCUACAUUCUUAGUUUUUGGGACUCAGCUUUAGUGACGUUAGACUCCCACAGUGACCCUCAGUGUUUCAACUGGAUUUCCUCCACGACCUCUCUGUCCCUCCGUCUCCUCACCGGACAAUGUGGCUCCUCCACCUCGCGCUGCUGCUGCUGCUGCUCCGGUUCUCCGGUGUGUUGCUGGUGGAGGGCUUCAACACGUGCCACUCCAUCAACCUGGACGCGCAAAAGUCCCGGCGCAUUGAGGCGGUGCGCGGGCAGAUCCUCAGCAAGCUCCGCAUCCGCAGCCCUCCGGACAAGGACGACGAGGACCCGCCGGCUGGCUCCGUGCCCCCGGAGGUCGUGCUGCUCUACAACAGCACGCGGGAGCUGCUGAAGGAGCGCGUGCGUCUGGCCGAGUCCGCGUGCGAGCGCGAGAGCAGCGAAGAGGACUAUUAUGCCAAAGAGGUGCAGAGGAUUGACAUGCUGCCCCAACGUACCGACACAAAUGUGGUACAUCCAGCAGCCCCUAGCCCACAUUACAGAGUCGUCCACUUCGACGUCAGCGGAGUGGACCUGACCAACAGCACGCUGGUGAAGGCUGAGUUCAGGAUCUUCAGAGCUCCCAACCCGCAGGCCCGGGCCUCCGAGCAGAGAGUGGAGAUCUAUCAGCUGCUGAAGCCGGAUGAAGAGAGCACAUCCACUCAACGUUAUAUUGACUCCCGCACUGUUCAGCUGAAGACGAAGGGAGCCUGGAUCUCUGUGGGCGUCACCGAAACCAUCAAGGACUGGGUGUCAGAUCCAGAGAAUAAUCUCGGCCUGAAGUUGGGCGUCCACUGUCCCUGCUGCACCUUCGUCCCGGCCACCAACAACAUUGUUCCCAACAAGAGUGAGGAGCUGGAGGCUCUCUUUGCAGGUGUGGAUGAUGAGCAGCUUCGUCAGAUAAUAAAGCCCGGGCAGGUUAAAGGCCAGGGGGAUUUCAGCACCAAGACGCCGCACCUUAUCCUCACCAUGCUGCCCAGUAACAGAGUGGACAACCCGACCAAGAAGAACCGCAAGAAGAGGGCGGCCGCCACAGACACCACAACCUGCUCCCGAGGCUCAGAACAAGGCUGCUGCCUACGCUCGCUCUACAUCGACUUCAGGAGGGACCUAAACUGGAAGUGGAUCCAUGAGCCCAAAGGCUACAAAGCCAACUUCUGUGCCGGCAACUGUCCUUACCUCUGGAGUGCCAACAACCACUAUAACAUGAUCCUGCCGCUGUACAACAAGCUGAACCCUGAGGCGUCCGCCUCGCCCUGCUGCGUUCCUCAGGACCUGCAGCCCCUCACCAUUAUGUACUUUAUAGGCCGCACACCACGUGUUGAGCAACUCUCCAAUAUGGUCGUCAAAUCCUGCAAGUGCCGCUGAGUUCAGAGAACGAGGUGAGGCAGGGGAAUGAUAACAGGACCAAAACUACAAACUGUUUAAAAAAUAAUGACGAGAGGACAGACGUCCGUUUGUUCACUGUCACUGUUUGAUCACCUUUAGCAGACUUUUGAGAUGUUAUAAUUUUACUCAACUAUUCCAUUCUUUACAGGCAUGAAAACUUGUUCGUUCUCUGGAACUUUGCGUUUGAUA
This is a messenger RNA of Cottoperca gobio, 2566 nucleotides long. It is a transcript of the gene tgfb5, whose product is annotated as transforming growth factor, beta 5. Gene Ontology annotation, cellular component: extracellular region. The record is from RefSeq and is a predicted model, not a curated record. The transcript is spliced from 7 exons. Gene Ontology annotation, molecular function: growth factor activity; cytokine activity; transforming growth factor beta receptor binding. Lineage: Eukaryota; Metazoa; Chordata; Actinopteri; Perciformes; Bovichtidae. Gene Ontology annotation, biological process: transforming growth factor beta receptor signaling pathway; regulation of cell population proliferation. Bases 1091 to 2356 code for a protein of 421 amino acids.